AUGCUUGUGGAGCAUGAAGCCCGCCUCAAGUCACAUGUAGACCAAAGCAUCGAAAGGCUCACACAACGGAUGAAUCUGACAGAGUCAGACUAUCCCAAUAUCAUGCAUGUGCCUUCUCAAAAUGCGACGCCUCGCCGGGGUGGCAAAAGCACCCACACGAGCCAGUACAAGACAGGUGUGCCGACCUAUGUCCGGAAGCUAGUGGAAGGGACUUUGAAAGGAAGUGGUGGCUUGGGAAACUCCACUUUGCGUUCGGGCACUGGCAUCGCUAAUAGUUGGUCCUCCGUGGAGCACAACUUGGUGAGACGAAAACAGCUGUGGGUUUGGUAUGACAUUUGCACCAUGAUUGUCAUUUUCUUGUACGCCUGCCUCAUGGGCGUCAACCUUCAAGUCACUACCCUCAGAGGCUCAGAGCCACCCUGGACAAACCAGGGAGAACUGGCUUUUUGCAUUUUCUUCUCGGUCGACCUGGGCAUCCGUGUUCUGGUGGAACAACUUCGAUUCGUCACUGGACCCAUGAAGUGGUGGAAUUUACUGGACGUGGUGCUGGUCUCCUUGAUGAUCUCUUCACAGAUUACACAGUAUGGACUCAUCUCCAGUAUGUCUGGUCUUCGAGUGCUCCGCUUAUUGCGCGUGCUGCGGAUCAUGCGUUUGGCCAAGUACUUCGCCAAGUGGCCCCAGUUUCGGCAGAUCCGCAUUUUGGUGGCCUCGAUCGGUGAAAGUCUAAAGAUGAUGAUCUGGCUGAUGCUGCUGGCAUUCAGUGUGAUUUAUGUCUUUAGUCUGGUACUGACUGAGGGUGUGUGGCAGAGUUGCCGCGAGGAUUCACAACGAGAGGAGCUGUUGUGCAAGAAGUUUGGCACUUUGACUGGCUCCAUGCUGACUCUGUACCAGAUUCUCUACAGUGGGGUGCUAUGGGGGGAGCUAUGGGACGAAAUGACUGCUUGGCACUGGUUCUUUCAGUUCUUCUACUUGCUCUAUGUGUCCUUCUCAGUGGUCAUUCUGGGAAACAUGAUGGCAAGCUUCCUCUUCAGUCUUCAGAAGAAGGUGAGCAAAAAGGAGAAAGAAAACCUGAUUCAAUCGGAGAUUGAGUCGAAGGAGGAGUUUGUUCAGCAGAUGAAUGUGGUGUUCCGAGAGUUUGAUCAAAAUGGCAACGGCGCCAUUAGUUGGACGGAAUUCCAGAUUGCUCUCGAAGACCAGCGCAUGCAUGCCUUCUUGUCAUCCUUGGAUCUGGACAUCAGCGAUGCCAUUGGCUUAUUCUCGGUCUUGGAUUCGGAUGGCACGGGUGCCAUUGAGCAUUCGGAGUUCCUGUUGGGCUGCCUCCGCCUGCGGGGCGGGGCCAAGGCCGUGGACAUGGUGCGAGUUCAGAUGGAGCAAGAAUGGAUGCACCAGGCGAUGCUGACCAUGAGGUCAAUGAUGCAGGAUUUGAUGAAGGUCUCCAGAGCCAAAGCCUUUGAGAUGCAACUCGAACCGACUCCCAGCUGUGAUGGCUCGGACAUCGAGCUCUCGGAUUUUGCGAAAUUCAGUUCGAGCUCACAGAUCUUCCCCAAGAGCAGUGAAAGCAUGGGCGUGACUGGCUUGCUGAGCUAUGAAUAUCGAACCAAUUUGCCAUCUGAAGAGCGAGCCGUGAGCCUUAAAGAAUUGAAACGGAUCUCAUCAGAUGCGCUGCUGGCCAGUCGACAUGGGUGGGACGAUCCACGGACCGGUCGAAGAAUUGAAAGCAAUACCUUGAACCUCUACCACUUCAGCUACUAUCACAUCCUGCCCAAGACUGCGCCCAAAACUGGAUUGCUUCUAAGGAUGGAGCCCUUGAAGAGUCAGCUUCUUCAUUGGAGAGCCUUGUGUGGGCAGCAGAUUUUCCAACAAUCUGACAAAAUGACUUUGCCCAGUGCUUCUGCGACCAUUUUGCGAGCAGACAUGGAUGGUGAUGUGCUCACCGUUUGCGUGGCUUUGAGCCAAGGCCGCUUUACCACUCACGCGGAGGACGGAAACAUCAUGCUUGGAGAUGCUCCCUUGGGAAAACUGCAAUCCAUGGAGUGUUUGAAUUCCUUCAGCUACAAGGAAUAUUUGUCUUUGACCCCCUGCAAACCAACCUGGUACUGUUCACACUGGUGGGGGGAGCCCAUCGUCUCUUUCGUGAACUGUUGCCAGAAGCACGCGGUGCUGCGGCGCUUGAAUGACACGAUGGCCAACUACUGGGUUUGCGGCUAUGCCAAUCGGCAACACGAGCUGGAGCUUGAAAUCGGCCAGGACAUCACCCAAUCCUCCUUCUACCGAGCUCUUCAUGUGGCCGAAGGCUUGCUGCUGAUCCUGGACCAGGAUGCAACUCCCUUCAGUCGUAUCUGGUGUGACUAUGAGGUCUAUUCUUCAAUCACAGACCCUGACAAGAUGUUGGACAUCGUGACCAUGGUCCAAUCCAAGAAGCAAAGCCCGGGAGCUCAGAUGCUGAGCAAAAGCCCACUGCCGGGUGAAUCGGCCGUGGCCAAGUCGGUGCGAGAGCAGAAUUUUCCCUUGUCUUUGCUUCUGCACGGCUUGCAAGUAUGUCUGGAGGAUGGCGAGGCCACGGUUCAAAAGGAUAAGGACGGGAUCCUUUUUGAGAUGGCAAGCCAUGCAGACUUGUCCACCACAGCCGGCCAAGAGCUCCUGCAGCAAAAUUUGAAGCGCGCCAAUGAUGCGCUCCACUCCACCUUCGCAAUUCUGGCCUGGCCGCAGGCCAUGAAACAUGGGCGUUUGCUGGACUUUGCCAAUCACAAAGAGCAGAAACUGAGCUCCAAAGCAAGACAGAAGGUGAAGUUGCCCGAGAUCUUGGCGAUGGAUGAUGAUCGUGAAGUGCUUGAGCUGAGCCUUGCACACUUCGAGGAGACCUGUGUGGAUUCCAGCGUGAAGAUUUUGGCUGCUGGCUUGCCUCCCAAUUUACAAGACUUGCGCCUUAGCUUUGAAGGCUGCAAUCGGAUUACAGAUCAAAGCUUGUCGGCAUUAGGGUCCAGGUUUUGCCUGGGGCUCAAGCGGCUCUACCUGGAUUUUAUUGGCUGUUCGAAGCUGACGGAUACUGGCCUCUAUGCUAUUGCAGGGGGUCUGCCCCCCGCCUUGGAAGAUCUUGAGCUCCACUUUGCUGGAUGUCCAUUGCUCACCGCAGCCGGUGUCGGAUUCUUGCGAGAACAGCUCCCUUCUGGACUACAGACCUUCACUGCGAGCUUUAAAGGUACUGGCAUCAAUCGCAACUUUGCAACUCUUGAGGAAUUUCAAGGGUAG
Molecule: messenger RNA, 3249 nt
Organism: Durusdinium trenchii
Lineage: Eukaryota; Dinophyceae; Suessiales; Symbiodiniaceae
Source: the annotation of a GenBank genome assembly